CUCCUCAUUGUUGCAAUAAAUGAGUUGCAGAGAGAGUGUGUUUGAGGGAGAGAAAGUGAGGUUUUAGAGAGAGAAAAUUCGAAGACUGAGCUUGAGAGAUUUUAAGAGAGGAAAGGAAACUUCUAAAGGAAGUACUGCUGUAGAUAGAGAGAGAUUCUAGGGAGAGAGAGAGAGAGAGAGAGAGAGAGAGAGUGAAUGGAGGAUAUAGAGGAGGAGGAGAACGGAGAAGAGGAGGUGUUGGGAUCGAGCUUGACGAUGGAGAAAGUGGCGGCAGCGAAGCAGUUCAUAGAGAAUCAUUACAGAGCUCAGAUGAAGAAUAUUCAAGAGCGAAAAGAGAGACGUUGGGUGUUAGAAAGGAAGCUAGCUUCUUCUGAUGUGCCCAAGGAGGAACGGAUCAAUCUAAUUAAAGACUUGGAAAGAAAAGAGACAGAAUUUAUGCGACUCAAAAGGCAUAAGAUUUGUGUUGAUGAUUUUGAGCUUUUGACCAUCAUUGGUAGAGGAGCCUUUGGGGAGGUUCGCUUGUGCCGGGAGAAGAAAUCUGGCAAUAUUUAUGCCAUGAAAAAGUUAAAGAAAUCAGAAAUGCUAAUGAGAGGACAGGUGGAACAUGUUAGAGCUGAAAGGAACUUGCUGGCUGAAGUUGCAAGCCACUGCAUUGUCAAACUCUAUUACUCAUUUCAGGAUGCCGAGUAUUUGUAUCUGAUUAUGGAAUAUCUGCCGGGUGGUGAUAUGAUGACUCUGCUGAUGCGGGAGGACACAUUAACUGAAAAUGUGGCGAAGUUUUACAUUGCUCAAAGUGUUCUCGCAAUUGAGUCAAUUCACAAACAUAAUUACAUUCACAGGGAUAUAAAGCCUGACAACCUUCUUCUGGAUAAAAAUGGUCAUAUGAAGCUAUCUGAUUUUGGCCUCUGUAAGCCUCUUGAUUGUACAGCUUUAUCUGUGAUUCCUGAAAAUAAAACGAUUGAUGAUGAAAAUAUGACCGAACCAAUGGAUAUUGAUGGAAGCAUCCCAGAUGCGGACAAUAAAAGUAAUUGGAAAAGCCCCCUUGAACAACUUCAGCACUGGCAAAUGAACAGGAGGAAGUUGGCAUUUUCUACCGUGGGAACACCAGAUUACAUUGCUCCUGAAGUAUUACUGAAGAAAGGAUAUGGCAUGGAGUGUGACUGGUGGUCACUAGGAGCAAUAAUGUAUGAAAUGCUAGUUGGAUACCCUCCUUUUUACUCAGAUGAUCCCAUAACCACAUGCAGAAAGAUUGUUCACUGGAGAAAUCACCUUAGGUUCUCAGAAGAUACAAGGCUGUCACCUGAGGCAAAGGAUCUCAUUUGUAGGUUACUUUGUGAUGUUGAUCAUAGGCUAGGUACUGGAGGGGCACACCAAAUUAAAGCUCAUCCUUGGUUCAAGGACAUUGUAUGGGAUAAACUAUAUGAAAUGGAGGCAGCAUUUAAACCAGAAGUCAAUGGAGAGCUGGACACCCAGAACUUUAUGAAAUUUGAUGAGUUGGAUCCUCCACCAGCAAGAACUGGUUCAGGACCCUCAAGGAAGAUGCUAUUAACUCCGAAAGAUUUAAGUUUUGUUGGCUAUACAUACAAGAAUUUUGAUGCUGUCAAAGGGCUACAUGCUUUUGGUGGUUCUGCAGCAGAUUAUCAUACCAAACGGCCUGCUGAGGAAACGGAAGUGCAAAUGCUUGCAUCAUCAGGCGAUCCCAUGCUACCAUAAUAUAACAAAAUCACUAUCCUACAAUGCGGAUGCUUGCUUAUCCCAUUUUGAGUUGGGUGUUUCUCCAAAAUCCAUAACAUGUAUGGGUUGGCUUCCAUACAUCUUGCAGAACCACUGCUCAAAGUGUACAGCAGUUAUUGAGGAACUUCUUAAAAGCCCACUGAUGGGUUAACUGGUAGGACAAGUGAGAUUUUUAUUUUUAUAGCUGAAAAGGCUCUGUGUAUUAGAUUUAGAACAGACCUGUGAAACUUAGGCCCUGGCUGCCCAGGUAGGCUAUGGUAAAACAUGCCUUCUCUAGCGGCAGUUUCUGGUCAAAUUUUAGUGGAAAGCAAACUACUAAGCAAUUCGAUAGAUGUUUUAAUGAAUUAUUCCUCGUUACUGGUUU
Hevea brasiliensis (rubber tree) is the source of this 2098-nucleotide messenger RNA. RefSeq lists its product as uncharacterized. Gene Ontology annotation, molecular function: ATP binding; protein serine/threonine kinase activity. The transcript has 12 exons. Bases 196 to 1713 code for a protein of 505 amino acids. NCBI's taxonomy places the organism in Eukaryota, Viridiplantae, Streptophyta, Magnoliopsida, Malpighiales, Euphorbiaceae. The record is from RefSeq and is a predicted model, not a curated record. Gene Ontology annotation, biological process: peptidyl-serine phosphorylation; intracellular signal transduction.